UAGGCCUUUCUGUCCGUAAUGGUAUUUUCGUUGAAGUGAGCAAGUGUUUUCUGCAGAGAUCUAUGCAACAAAAAUUUAUAAUUAGUUUUUUAGCUAUUUGUUCAGUGUUAUAUUAAAGACAGUUUACUUUUCGGAAUCCAGAAUAUUCGUUCAAAAAUGCUGCAUCGGUUUUUUGACUUAGGCUAACAAUUUGUCGUGUACAUUGGGAGUGUAUGAAAGUUGUCUUUCCAAAAAGACUAGGCAAGAGUAUAAGCCAAUAGAUUAAUUUGCAUUGGCUACUUGUCAAAAUGAUGAAAAGUGGGCAUCCAAAGAAAGAAGGCAAGAUGCGUAUAAGAGCAUUUCCUAUGUCCAUGGACGAAAAGUAUGUAGAAAGUAUAUGGACAUUAUUGAAGAACGCUAUACAAGAGAUACAGAAGAAAAACAAUUCUGGGCUCAGUUUUGAAGAGUUGUACAGGAAUGCGUACACAAUGGUACUCCACAAAUAUGGCGAGAGACUAUACACCGGACUGAAAGAAGUGGUCACUCAACAUCUCGAGUUAAAGGUGCGAGAGGAUGUUUUGAUAUCAUUGAACAACAAUUUUCUACAAACCCUGAAUCAUGCUUGGAACGACCACCAAACAUCAAUGGUUAUGAUCCGAGAUAUACUCAUGUACAUGGAUAGAGUAUACGUGCAACAGAAUGAUGUAGAUAAUGUUUACAAUCUAGGACUAAUUAUAUUUAGAGAUUUGGUUGUCCGAUAUGGUUGCAUCCGGGACCAUCUACGAGACACACUGCUGGGGCUGGUGAUGCGUGAGAGGAGGGGCGAGGUUGUCGACCGCAUUGCCAUUAAGAACGCCAGCCAGAUGUUGAUGGUUCUGGGUAUUAAUAGCCGAGCCGUUUACGAGGAGGAUUUUGAACGUCCAUUCCUGCAACAGUCUGCAGAAUUUUACAGAAUGGAGAGCCAAAAGUUUCUUGCAGAAAACAGUGCGUCAGUGUAUAUAAAGAAGGUGGAGGCACGGAUCAAUGAAGAGGCAGAGAGAGCUAAACAUUACCUUGACGAGUCCACUGAAUCUCGCAUCGUUGAAGUUGUAGAAGACGAACUAAUUAAGAAACAUAUGAAAACAAUUGUGGAGAUGGAGAACUCUGGUGUGGUUCAUAUGCUGAAGAACCAGAAGACAGAGGACCUGGCGUGUAUGUACAAGUUGUUCAGCAGAGUGUCCGACGGCCUCAAGACAGUGUCCGAUUGUGUCAGCCAUUACCUUAAAGAACAAGGCAAGAUGUUGGUGAAGGAAGAAGAGGGUGGCACCAACGCCAUAAACUUUGUUCAGAACCUGUUGGACCUAAAGGACAAAUUAGAUCAUUUUCUACAUAAUUCAUUUAACAAUGAUAAGUUAUUCAAACAGAUGAUAGCUUCGGACUUUGAAUACUUCCUGAACUUGAAUCCCAAGUCACCAGAGUAUUUGUCACUAUUUAUUGAUGACAAAUUAAAGAAAGGAGUCAAAGGGAUGACAGAGCAAGAGAUAGAGAGUGUCCUGGAUAAGACAAUGGUCCUAUUCAGAUUCCUACAGGAGAAGGAUGUGUUCGAGCGAUACUACAAACAACACCUUGCCAAGAGAUUGCUGCUCAACAAGUCUGUCAGUGAUGACAGUGAAAAGAACAUGAUCUCGAAGUUAAAGACUGAGUGUGGGUGCCAGUUCACAUCUAAGCUGGAAGGUAUGUUCAAGGACAUGACCGUCUCCAACACAAUAAUGGAGGAGUUCAAAGAACAUGUCCUAACGUCCGGGGCCAACCUGCACGGUGUGGACCUGAGUGUGAGAGUGUUAACGACAGGCUUCUGGCCGACGCAGAGUGCUACUCCCAAGUGUAGCAUUCCCUCCGCCCCACGUAACGCCUUUGAAGCUUUCCGCAGGUUCUACCUGGCCAAACACAGUGGUCGCCAGCUGACCUUGCAACCUCAGCUGGGCUCGUCAGACCUUAAUGCUGUGUUUUUCGGACUGCGGAGGGAGGAGGGUGAAGGCAGAGACGGAGCCAGCUCCUCGACAGGCUCUCGAUCCUCCUCCUCACCUCGCAAACACAUCAUACAGGUCUCCACUUACCAGAUGUGCGUACUGAUGCUCUUCAACAACAGGGAUAAACUCACGUAUGAGGAGUUACAAAAUGAGACUGACAUCCCUGAAAGAGACCUGAUCCGAGCUCUGCAGUCGUUGGCUCUGGGAAAAGCUUCACAGCGAAUUCUCAUCAAAAAUCCAAAGUCCAAGGAAAUUGAGCCAAGUCAUGUCUUCUAUGUGAAUGAUUCAUUCACGUCAAAACUACAUAGAGUAAAAAUUCAAACAGUAGCUGCUAAAGGAGAGUCAGAACCAGAAAGGCGUGAGACUAGGAAUAAGGUAGACGACGAUCGUAAACAUGAAAUAGAAGCAGCAAUCGUCAGAAUAAUGAAAGCUAGAAAGAAAAUGCCUCACAACAUACUAGUUACGGAGGUAACGGAACAACUGAAGAGUAGAUUUAUGCCUUCUCCAGUGAUAAUAAAGAAGCGAAUAGAAGGGCUAAUCGAACGUGAAUAUCUAGCCCGGACACCUGAAGAUAGAAAAGUCUACACGUACGUCGCUUGAAACAUUGGAUUGGUGGAAAUGAGAAGUGCUCCAACUAUGUGUGACACGUCACCUCGAGUCUGGGUCGACCGUGCAACCUUCACGCUAUUCACUUGUUACACUAAGACAAUGAUUAAUAAAGAAAAGAUUUUGUUGUGGCCGCGUCCUGUUUAUUUAUGUUAAUCGAGUACACAAGUCUCGUUGUCUCGGACCAAGUCUUGACUUGAACAUUUGGUUUUAAACCACCUAAUUUGUUAUUGUUUUUAUAAAUUAUACAGCGUGCUGCAUUUGUCACAGUAAUGAUUGUGAUAUGUCAAAGUGUAUUGUAGUAUUUAUUAUUAAUUGAUUUUGUACAUAAUAGAAUACAGUAAAUAUUUUGUACAUUGUUCUGCACUUUUUUCAUCACUUUUCCGUUACUAUAUUUAUUCUAUUGGUUAGGAUUAAGGUUUUAUGUAGGUCGAUCCCGUCUGUUAGAUUUUUUAGUUAAGUAAUUUUAAGAAAAAUCAAGCUGAUUAUAAAUUUAUGGAUAAAUACUAUAUUAAGUUAUUGUAUCGGAUCUUAAAGGAAUUACCAUGCCUUAUCAUUAAAAAAAUUAUAUUUGUAAGAAUUAUAAGCAUAAUUAUUUGUUAUCAAUUGUUGAAGAGUCUGUUCCUGAAAAGAAGGACUCCAUCUAUUACUGUACACUAAUAUGCCCAUCUGAUAGUUAAACUGUUGAGUUGGAAAAAAUUAAAAUAACGACAAAGUUCCUAUAUGCCAGAGUGUCAUUACUUAUAAUUUAGGCAAAUAAUAAAGUUACUCGUAACUGUCCAUUUCAAUUUCUGCAUGCCGUUUAGCUCUAUAUAUUAUAGCUGUGCUAUACAAUUUUAGUAGUACUUGUUAAUUAAUGAAGUAACUAUUUUUUUUUAACUGACUUGUUCAUUGUCUAUCUGUGAUCCAGUCCAUUUCGGCUGUAGCCUAAAGGGACUGUACUAUGACUUGUUUUAAAUUUAGUUUCUUCAUAUUAACUUUUUAUUCAAGGUUCUGUUGUGUUUUAACCAUAAUAAUUUGGAAUCUAAUUCUAAACUUGGUUGAAUUUAUAACAUUAUAAUGCACAUAAUUUACAUGUAGAGAUAUAUGUUCUGUCAAAAAGUUAAAUAUUUGUCUAUUCACAUUAAAAACCCAAAAAUGAUUAUUGGCUCAUUCUUUAGCUUAACCAAAUACAUAUUACUGUUCAACUCAAGGCAUGGUCUGACUACUUUAUUUUUAAGGAUGGGAACAAAUUCCAAUUUGUGGAUUGUGACAUUUUUUUAAUAGAAGUAAAUUAUAAAUUCAUUUCUAUAUUGUUUAUCAUUCAGUUAUUUCUUCUAUAACAUAAAACCAUAUUGUAAAUAAAGUGUUUUCGGUUUUUAUAUUAUA
Messenger RNA from Homalodisca vitripennis (glassy-winged sharpshooter), 3962 nucleotides. RefSeq names its product cullin-3-A (gene Cul3). Lineage: Eukaryota; Metazoa; Arthropoda; Insecta; Hemiptera; Cicadellidae. The transcript has 16 exons. Bases 288 to 2588 code for a protein of 766 amino acids. Gene Ontology annotation, molecular function: ubiquitin protein ligase binding. Gene Ontology annotation, biological process: ubiquitin-dependent protein catabolic process; protein ubiquitination. Gene Ontology annotation, cellular component: Cul3-RING ubiquitin ligase complex. The record is from RefSeq and is a predicted model, not a curated record.